AUGCAGAGGAGUCAUCAAAUACAGCGAUUUGAUGUCCAACCGGGACAUCAGAAUCUGUCCAUGACUGGCAAAAUGCUCAGACCUCAUUUGCUGCAGAGCAUGGUGGGCCUGAUCAACUGUUGUCAACAUGAGGAAAAAAAGAAAUUCUUCCAUGAGGAAGACAAGACAGUCCUCUGUGAUUUCUGUUUAUUAGCCCCAGAGCACAAAGACCAACAAGUCUUUCCCUUGGAAACAGCUGCUGACAAGAGCAAGGAUAAGCUCCAGGAGACAUUGACUGUCUUAAAGAAAAAAGAAGAGGAAUUUAAAAUGGCAUUGGAUGAAGUGAGAAGGAGAGAGACUCACUGUAAGGAGGCUGCCUCCACUUUGAAACGCUCUGUUAUUUCUGAAUAUGGGAAAAUGCACCGGUUCUUAUGGGAUGAAGAAUAUCAAUACUUGCAAGAAAUGGACCAGGAAUCUAAAGACAAUCUGGUCAAACUGGAGAAAGGCAAGGCCAAGCUGUCCCAACAAAUCCAGAAUCUGCAAGGAAGGAUUGUAGAAAUAGAGGAGAAUUUGGACAAGGAAGGAGGAGCUGCUACUUCAAGAACCAGAGCUUGCUUGCCCUCAGUGGCCCACCUGGUCCAUCACAGGCUUGAGAGAAGUGCUCUUGAGUUUCCCCAGAGGGAUAUAACUCUUGAUCCUGAAUCAGCCAAUCCUCAUCUCAUCCUGUCUGAGGACUUGAGGAGGGUCCAGUAUGGAAGUGUCCCUCAGGACCUACCUGACAACAAAGAGAAAUUUGACAUUGCUCUUGUUGUUUUGGGGGCCCAGACCUUCACCUCAGGCAAACACUAUUGGGAAGUGGAGGUGGAACAUAAGACAGUGUGGGAAUUGGGCAUCUGUAAAGAUUCAAUCAGCAGAAAGGGGAAGUUCUCCUCCUCAUCUGAGGAUGUAAUGACCCUAACAGGCUUCACAUCUAGAAACUGUUUUUGUCUCUGGAAUUCACAAAAAGGCUUUCACUUCAGCUACCCUAUACAAAAAGUGGGCAUUUUUCUUGAUUAUGAAAAGAAACAUAUAGCAUUUUGUGAUGUCACAGACAGAUCCCUUAUCCACAGUUUCUCAAACAUAGCCUUUGAAGGGCCUCUUUGCCUUUACUUUUCUCCUUGUCAUCCCAAUGAAGAAAGUACCCCUGGAUCACUCAUUAUCUGCCAGAAGAGUAAUCAGUAGAAUACAGUCAUCAUUGCUAAUUAGUAUAGGAGACUCUCAAUGACUAAGUGACUAAAUAGGACCUUGAAAAUGUCUUUCUAUUUAUU
Phascolarctos cinereus (koala) is the source of this 1286-nucleotide messenger RNA. NCBI's taxonomy places the organism in Eukaryota, Metazoa, Chordata, Mammalia, Diprotodontia, Phascolarctidae. The record is from RefSeq and is a predicted model, not a curated record.